CGCGGAGGGGUCCACUUAUUUGAAAUUCCAAGUCUUUCCGCAGAGUAGAAAAUAUACUAAACAACGCUAUAUAGGCGUUAAACGUUAGAAAUGUUAUCGGCGGGUAGCGACCUUCAAAAGAAUUAGGUAAACAAACAUGCAGGUGCCACGGUUAAACCUACGAUUGAGACAGUUGUUUCAAAUUUUUAUUGUGGAAAUUUGCUUGGGGCUGCUGACGAUUACCUAUAAUUUCUGGAAAGCUAACGGCUCUCUGUUCCUGGCGCGUGUGAUACCCCAGUUAGCCGGAAGCGCGGUUCUGCUUGCCACCGGCACUGCGGGACUGUUCGUCAUUAGGCAAACACGCGCAUCCUUCGAUGCCAGCAUAUUCUUGUCACCGGCCGGCCUGAACAUUGUCGUGCUAACGCUCUUCAUGGAAGAUGUGGGGUACAUCCUUCAGGAAGGCCUCACCCGCGUCAUCUCCGGUCAAAUGGAAUGGUCUUGCCAAGUGGAUAUGUGGAUGUACUUAAUAUUCCCGGUUAUCACCGACCUUCUAGUUGCAGGAUUUGCGUUCCUUGCUGUAUGCAAAACCGUAAACUACCUCGACGAUGUCGUCGAUGAGUACCAGGAGGAUAUAAUGAUCCGCGAUCAUCUAGCCCCCAACGCAUUUCCUCCAUACACACGGGCCGUGACAACGGAUGAAACCGCCGCCGGGCAUACGAAUAAGCAACCGUAAUUGUUGUGCUGUUUGUCAUAAAUGCUAUGCCCAUAAAGACUGAAACGGGUACCACCAAAAGAAUUCCACAUUGCUUAAGCUGCCUUCAAUAUUAUUGAUUAUGCAAGAAAUCAGAAUUUUACCUGAUUAGUUUUUGACCUCUAUUGCUUGCCCCGCUUAUAUAGUGUUGCACUGAAAUGUCUUGUACGCUAGUUUGCGGUUUAUAAAACUAAUAUUCUAUAAUUAUUGCAGUUUUUAUUCAGUGAAAUCAAGUUUCGUAUUUUGAUUUAAUAAAACUUCUUAAAAUUUCA
Messenger RNA from Paramacrobiotus metropolitanus, 1002 nucleotides. RefSeq lists its product as uncharacterized. The record is from RefSeq and is a predicted model, not a curated record. NCBI's taxonomy places the organism in Eukaryota, Metazoa, Tardigrada, Eutardigrada, Parachela, Macrobiotidae. Bases 137 to 712 code for a protein of 191 amino acids. The transcript is spliced from 2 exons.